This is a messenger RNA of Iphiclides podalirius (scarce swallowtail), 522 nucleotides long. The record is from the annotation of a GenBank genome assembly. Lineage: Eukaryota; Metazoa; Arthropoda; Insecta; Lepidoptera; Papilionidae.
AUGUCGGCAAAAUGGGAUAAUCUCACAAAAACGGAGGAUAUUUCUAAUGGUAAAAAGAACGAAGCAACUUUACAAGAGACCAAUGCGAUUGGAGUUGUCCCAGUCACUGAUCCUAUAAAAUCAUCCAAAGAAAUGAACGAGGUUAAGAAUCUGAACUAUAGAAAUCUGCAAAUUAUAUCACAACCUAAAAAAAUGAAUGAACACUUUUAUCUGAAGUGGGCCAAGAUUCCAGAACGCCCCAUAACCCCGCAAAAUUCAUUGCCAGAGCAAAAUGAGAGGGAAUCUUUGAAAGAGGAUCAAAAGAAACCUUCAUUUGGUUUUCAAAAGUUCAAAACUCCUGAUCUUUUACUUGGAUCUAUGAGCAAGCCACCUGAAACCUCGAUAUCUAAAGUGAAGGUACUGACCAAGGUGACGGAUCUUAGCCUGAGAGAAUACAAGCCCCAUAUACUCCAGGCCAAAAUCUAUUAUCUUUGCAAAAACUAUUCCUUCCUGGUUCAAGCUCUAAAAAAUCGGCAAUAUGAC